AUGUAUGGCAGUUUCAUGGAUGCAAUGGUAGAAGCUAUUGAACAAUCUCGAACUAUUAUGAUCUGUAUGAGUGAACAAUAUCAACGAAGUAAUUGUUGUCGAGCCGAAACACAAUAUGCAUUUCAAAAACAAUUAAAUAUAGUACCAAUUCUCUUGCAAAAACACUACAAACCUGAUGGAUGGCUUGCAUUUCUAAUAGGUUCAUUACUGUAUGUUGAUUUUACUAAACAUGAAUAUUUCAAAGCACUUGAUAUGUUAAUGAAAGAAUUCAAAAUGACUGAUAUGCGUAAUAAAAUUUCAACGAAAUCUAUUCAACCAAAAUUAAAUAAUGUAGAAUUAUUGAAUGUUUCUUCUUGUUUGAUACAAUCAUUAUCACAACCAAUAACAUUUCCUGAACAUGUACAAGAUUGGACAGAUAUGCAUGUACAGAGAUGGCUUUCUGAGAACAAUCUUCCACAGAUGGCUCGCAUCUUGUUGGGUAUGGAUGGUCUAAGUUUAAUCUAUUUCAGUGAAUGUAUGAUCAAAAAUGAACCACAACUAAUAUUAUCAUUACUUCAACAAGAUUCAUUUCGUCGUAUAAAUGAGAAUGUAUCACUAAUCGAAGUAUCACAUUUUCCAAAUUUAAUCGAAAGAAAAAAUCUAGUUAUGUUUGCAUCAAUCAAACAAUUCAAACAAGUACAGAGUAAAAUUAAAGAUUUGAACUAUUCAACAAUCUGUAGCAUAAUUUAA
Molecule: messenger RNA, 729 nt
Organism: Rotaria sp. Silwood2
Lineage: Eukaryota; Metazoa; Rotifera; Eurotatoria; Philodinida; Philodinidae
Source: the annotation of a GenBank genome assembly